Molecule: messenger RNA, 715 nt
Organism: Dendronephthya gigantea
Lineage: Eukaryota; Metazoa; Cnidaria; Anthozoa; Malacalcyonacea; Nephtheidae
Exons: 5
Coding region: 20-715 (231 amino acids)
Source: RefSeq, a predicted model, not a curated record
AAAAUUUAUAUUUACCAAAAUGUGCAGUGGCCAAACGAAUUUUUACCUUGAAAUCGAUGAAUACAGUAAGAGAGCAAUAAGUAAGUCAAGCAGCACGGGACAGGUUUGGAAAAACACGGAUGGAUAUCUGAACUGGAAAACAACUACUUACAGAGGUUGUUACCGUUUUCAAAACAAAAAAUUCAUGCUUUAUCUGGACAAAGACAAUUGCUCUAAGCCAUGUACUCGAAAUUUUUUUGCCCCAAUCUUUUCUGAAAACUCGCAAUGCAGCAUUAUAUGGUCGAAAUCUACCAUCAUGCGGAGUGAUAUGAUGUGGCAGAAAGUUACGAAUAUGGAAAACAAGAAACCGAUUUUCAUCAACAAAGUUUCAAAAGAUCUUAGAAUGUUAAUGAUCCAAGAAGAAUCAUUUGAAAUCUUCAACAAUUCAUUGUUGAAGUUGGAAAUUUCCUGUAAAAGUAAAACCCACGAGUCCAAAGGAGAGAAUCACUGUUUGCUUCUCAAGUUCAAAAAAUUGGUGGAACAGAAUAGAACAGACAUCACAGUGACAUUACCCACGACAACAACAAAAAUGGCAGACACCACAGUGAUAUUAAAACAUAAAGAAAGUGAAGAAAGUUUAGUGGUCACAAUCGUUAUUACGGUCUUGGUCUCUGUGCUCAUUAUCGUUCUGGUGUUUGUUGUGGCCUACUUUUAUCGAAAAAGCGGUAAGAGCUAG